AUGCAACCUCACAACCUAUCCACACCAUUGCCCACCGCCCACACCAUCGCCGCCUUGGCUGACCCUUCCUCGCCCGCCGCUACCAGGUUUCGGUCGCCCUUCUUUUUUUUGACUUUUUUGUUUGCCAAAGCCUUUCAAAGCAACUUCGUUCAUCUCCUUCUCCAGACCGCGCUCCAAUUGCUCGCGCAAGUCACCCCUUGCGUCUUUUCUUUGCGCGGUCGCCUAGUCGGUCAGCUUGUCCGUCCCGUCAACCUCCCCUUCGGCGUCGCCGGUCGUCAACCUCCGAUCCCUACCUCGCCGACAUCAAUACCACAGCUGUGCGUCCAUCGUCGCACCAGUCUGCGCGCAUCUCACGGCCCUUUUUUGCCUUUAUCUCGAUACGGAAAUAGUACCGUCCGCGUCAUCGGCCUCGUCGGCUCCGCCAUCACUCUUCUGCCCCCCCUCGUCUCCUGCGAGGAGCCGACGCAACCUCGCUUCUGCGCCGUGCGCCCUUUCACCUCCUCCACCACCAUGUCCGGCACAGACGUUGGCCCUGCCCAGGGCACAGGCAACAAUGCGAGCGAGUUCGUUCGCAAGUUGUUCAAAAUGUUGGAGGACCCUUCCCAUCAAGAUGUUGCCCGUUGGGGAAAGGAUGGCGAUACCUUUGUUGUUGUCGAAGGCGAGAAAUUCACCCGAUCUAUCCUCCCCAAGCACUUCAAGCACAGCAAUAUGUCUAGCUUCAUUCGCCAACUCAACAAAUACGAUUUCCACAAAGUCAAGCCAUCCGCUGAUGCCGAUGGUUCGGCCCCAAGCGGCAAUGUCCUCGAGUUCAAGCACCCAUACUUCCGCGUAGACAGUAAAGAUGAUCUCGACAACAUCCGCCGCAAAGCCCCAGCUCCCAGGAAACCGCAGCCCCCCGAAGAUUUCACUACGAGCCAGCACGUCAGCGUCAUUUCCGAGCAGCUUACUGCCACACAGCAGCAGGUCCAGCAACUGCAAGAGCUCUUCGCUGAAGUUUCGCAAACCAAUCGACUCCUCGUCAACGAAGUCCUGACACUUCAGAAGAUGAUCAACGCCCAAAAAGGCGCUCAGCACGAGAUGCUCAACUAUCUGACUGUCUACCCCGGCCGCACAAACGCCAUGAUGACCCGCCCGAUGGCCUCGAACGGAGCCGUCCCGCAGACCGACGUCGACGAAUCCGCCCCUGAAUUACGGAGAGCCCGUGAGCUUUUAGCCAGCGUCGCACCCGAUGCCAUUGCCGAUCGUGAGCUUGAGCGUCUGCACGAUGUAUAUGGCCCUAUGACCGACUCGAGCGCCAUGGUCACCCCCGUCACCAUGCCCAUGCUGCACGAUCCCAUCACCGAUCUUAGCCGGUACCCCGUCUAUCCAGUCGGCCAAACCGUCGGCAUCGACCCUUUUUCUUCCGACCACAUCCAGAAGCUCCCAUACGCCAUGCCUGGCGACGCCGUUGGCGCUGCUGGGCUCGCCGAUCCUCACCACCACACCCAACAGCACACACCGACUUCCGCAGGCCCUACCCCCGUCAUGGGAGCUGCUGCGCCAGCCAACUCGCGAGAAGCGCCAGCCAUCUGGGGGGGAAAGAAACCCCACGUGUUCCUCGUCGAAGACGAUCCCACCUGCGCCAAGAUUGGUAUUAAGUUUCUCAAAUCAAUGGGGUGUGAGGUGGAGCAUGCCCCCGAUGGUGCUGAGGCCUAUAAUCGGAUGAAUGCUGUGGGAAGAGAUUACUUUGACCUGAUUUUCAUGGACAUUAUUAUGCCCAAGCUUGAUGGUGUUUCUGCUAGCAUGUAUAUCCGACAACAGUGCCCUUCGACACCAAUCAUCGCCAUGACAUCAAAUAUUCGGCCGGACGAAGUGAAUGGCUAUUUCGAACAUGGAAUGAACGGUGUCCUGGCUAAGCCCUUCACAAAAGAAGGAAUGCUCAAGUCAGUAAAGACACACCUAGCCCACUUGCUGAAGAAUCCGCCUCCGGCCGACAGUGCGGGCGCCUUUAUCAUGCCUGCAAUGGGAUUCAUGGACGGCACGACGCCCGUCAAGCUGGAGGCUCAGACAGCUGGCUCAGGGAACAAUUGGGCCACCAAUGGCAUGUCGCAAGGCGACGUGGAUCAUGGAUAUGGCAUGGUGAAUGGAGGCGCAGCAUAUCCGAUGGCGGCGGCAAGCCGGCAACCGUACGUCGCGGGGAUGGACGGCUCGUCAGGGCGAAUGGCGCCGGAUCACGAGAGUCCUCCAGAAAAGCGGCAACGCCUGAAUAAUUCGCAAGGCAACUUUGCGUAA
Messenger RNA from Cordyceps militaris CM01, 2271 nucleotides. RefSeq names its product Signal transduction response regulator, SKN7-like protein. The transcript is spliced from 9 exons. Gene Ontology annotation, biological process: regulation of DNA-templated transcription; phosphorelay signal transduction system. The record is from RefSeq and is a predicted model, not a curated record. The coding region runs from base 1 to 2271 and encodes 756 amino acids. Lineage: Eukaryota; Fungi; Ascomycota; Sordariomycetes; Hypocreales; Cordycipitaceae. Gene Ontology annotation, molecular function: DNA-binding transcription factor activity; sequence-specific DNA binding.